GUCCUUUCUCGCUCCUGUACGUCACUAUGGCAACGCUACAGCUACCGCCAUAGCACGUUUUACUUAUUUGUACUUACACGGGGCACAGUUUAUCGUUUUUUCAAAGGUUCCAGCAUGGAUAUGAAAUAAUACCUCUGAUGCAAAAGAAGCAACGCCUUUGUUGAACACUCACGACCCGUUUGAGAAAGAGUGGAACGAUGUAGCAAGGUGAGAUGUUAGCAGCGUUAGCUAAUGCUAGAAUAAACAACGAUGAAAUGCUUUGCAAUGCGUUGCAUUUUCUCUGGUGAGGUUUUGAAUACUUAUUUUCUUAAUUAGCACAAGUCUUUUUUUAAAUCAAAAAUAUUAAUAUGCAGCUAUUGCAUGGCUUAAACAUGAUUAAAAUUCGAGCUGCCGAGAGUAAACAGUUAGCUUGUGCUUUGGUAGCUAGUCCACAAAGAUGCUUUAUUAUGAAAGACUAUUUUACAUUUUUAACUGCGGAUAUUUCUUGUGAUAAUCUUAAAGAUGUGGUAAAAAUCUCAUUAAACUACAUUUAGGCUCCUUUUUAUAGGUUACGAAACGAAAACAACAAUUUAAAACAAGUAAAACAUGGAAAUCAGAUGUCCAGAGAUAUAGGGGAGAGUGGGGUAAGAUGAGCCAUUUUUCAUAUUUUGGAUCACUACAUCGAGGCAGUCAUAGUUUUGUCUCUAACUAGUGUAUCUGCAUAUAUUUCAAGAUGUUGUGCAUCCCUGCAAACCAACAGAAUGAGUGUAAUUCAUGUGUAUAUUUAUCUAUUAUAUGCUAUUCAACUGGUACAAUAAUUCUUUUUAUUAUUAUUGCAUACAACUGCUAAAAAGCUGUUUUGUAAAAAGCCAUUUUAACAUGAGAAUGUCUUUAAGUGAUUCAGAACAUUCACAGCUGUAUUUUUGAAAAGAAAAAGUAACACAUUUCAACAAUCUGAACUAAAACUCUGAUCCUCUCAAAAUACUUAUUUACUUUCUCAGUUCAGCCACUGGCUCAACUUACCCCAGAACUACUACUAUGACUUUAUUAGUCCUCUAAACUAAAAUGGUGGACUUUUAUGCUCGGUUUUUGACCUCAUGUUGUAGCUCAUAGAUACCACAAUGUAUGUAUAAAACAUAUUUAAAAUGAUCUUUCUUGGUUUUAACACAAUUCUAAUCAAACUUAUGACAGACUAAAUGCACUUUCAAGAGUGAAAAAUGUUUUUUUUGUAAAUAAAUGUGUAACCCCUUCACCCAUGUGCUUCUAACCUUCACGGACUCCAUGAAUUGACGCCCAUCUCUUAAACAUUUGGGUCACAUGAUCAAUUUCUUUUACCAUUUCUAAGCAACAGGGGGUGGCUCAACUUACCCCAUUCUCCCCUACUUAUUUAAAAAUGUUAUUUCUUUGAUUUACAUUAGUUUGUUUAAUUUGAUUGUAUUACUCAUGGCGAUAUAGUCAAUAUUGAAGUUGCGUUUUAUGAAGUCAUUAAGUUUAAGCUGUAAAGUACUUUAUUCUUUGAUCAAACACUGUUCAUGAAAAAGCUCUUCAAGAGUAUGAGCUGCAAAUCCUGUAGAGUUGUACUGAUAAAGACACCAGAGCUAAAUACUUCACAUAGACCCAUCUGUUGAAGACAAUAAGAAAAGGUCUCUCUGGUAACGCUGACUACAGCUCGGUAUGUUUGUUUUCCUUCUAGAAUCCCCUGAGAUGUGAGUCUUGUCACAACAGUGAGGAUGUCCUCUCAGGAAAACACAAUACUGGUAAAGAUAAACUCUCAGACUUUUAAUCUGGAUACUUUUCAUAUGAUAUUUCCUCUGCUUCUCUAUCUUCUGUUACAUCCAAUCAUAUCAUACUUUUCCUUCAGGUCUUGCCUAUUUGGGGGCUUGCCAUUCCUCUCCCAGCAGUGCUGAUGAUCACUGUGGUUCUUUAUAUGAUCGUACUGGGCAUCGGGCUGUGGAUACGAUACUGCCUUAAGGUUGGUGCAGCUGGCCUGGUCACCAGACCGAUCUCUUCACCAUAGAUUGUGUUUGAAAUGAAUGAGAUAUGUUGUGUCCUUUGUCAUAAUACUAAAUUAAAACCACAGAUAUAGAGAAAAAAUAAUAGAUAAUUGUUUAAACAUUUAUAAACAGGAGUUUAAACGCAGCCAAUAGGAAAACACAGUGAAGAAAAUGCUGAUGUAUGGUGUGCUAUACAUGUCUAAACAUGACCUUCAAGUGUACAAUGACCUCUAAUUAUAUUUUGACUCUAGUUUUCACUGGAAUGAAAGUCAGCACUACAUGAUCUUGUAUUUAGUGAUCAAUCUGCUGUACAGUUUAGCUCUAAUUUGGGCAUUCUACAUCUGUUAUUGUACACAUAGAGAUUCAUUUUUUUGUCCUCAAGUAUGUUUGAAAUUUGAAAUGUCCCAACCUAUGACCAGCUUUGGUUCAUUGGCAUUCUUAUCGACCAUAUUCCUGAUUGUGAUCCUGUUUCUCCUCUCCCCCUUAAAGGACCGCUGCUCUUGCGACUGUGGCGACUGCUGUCCGGACAUUUCUUUCUGUGAGCAGUGCUUCAGACUGGCAGAGAUAUGUCACUGCAACAUGCCAACUACAAAAUCAUGUUGGAAAGACUGUCCGUCUUGUCCCGCUUGUCCUUCUUGUUCUUCUUGUUCUCCCGUAAGUACCACAAACCUCAAAUCGCGUCAUGCCCUUUUAAGAUUCUUGCUGGGAAAUUCCCAGAGCAAAGCAUCAGGUUUUUAUUUCUUUAGUCUGCAGUAAAGAGUGUUGUCAGAGCAGGGUAAUUGUUUUCUCUGACAGUAAUCUGCAAAGAACAAAAGGUGUGUGUGAAAAUGUGGACAAGUCACUUUACUUUGUUCUUAACAUCCACGCUGAGCUACUUAAGUUCAUCUUAAACAAGUAUUUAAAAAACCCCAAAACACUUUAGUUGUCUGGAUAUCUGAGUGGAUCUUGUUCAGGGUCAGACGUGUGACAGUUACAGUAAAAAUAAUGAUCAACUUUGGAUAUGGAACUUCUUUAGCAGGGUUACUUUACUGUGAAACUUUCCAUACAUACCAACUGAAUAUAAAUACAGAGACAGCUUCAGACUCAUUUGCCAACAGAGCUGUCAAUCAAUCAUCUUUUUUUUUUUUACAUCAAAUAACUAUUUGAAACUGAAUUAGUCUAAAAAAUGAGGUGAGCUUUAGGACCGACACUGCAGUCAGUCACUAGGUGGAGCUCUCAAGGUUCUGCUUUAACUCAAGAUCCCUGUUCUGUCCUUGUUUAAUACAGUCUGCAGCAAAAUAACAUCAACAGAGGGUUACAACAUGGAGAAAAUAAGCAUGAUUACCAUGUAAUCUGGUGAUACUGUGAUUGUAAAACUAAACAGUGUCAUAAGUAUUCAUACAGAAUGUCAUAAAGAGAAAAAGUUGAACUUACAGGCCAAGAUCUAUGAUCAGCUCUGUGUCAGAGGAUCUUUGAGAAUAAUGAGGCACAAAAGUAAUUAAUUAUCCUUUAUGUAAUAAGGAGCUCUGUAAAUUCAUAGAUUAAUUGAUUGGUUUCUCUAUGGAAAAUAUGAAACAAGCAUGUUUCUGAAAACUAAACUAAAAUCAUGUUUUUAUUUCCUCAUGGUUAGAUUACUGAAAUGGUCUUUUAACAGGUAUAAAUCAGAAAUUGCAUCAAAUAGUGCAAAAUUCAGCCGCUAGAGAGCGUAAUACUCCUGUUUCAGUGUCCUUACAAUGGCUACCCAUUUCUUUUAGAAUUGAUUUGGCCCCAGAGUACGUAUCAGAACUGCUGUCCUUCUACUAACCUGUGCGUAGCCUCCGAUCCUCAGACAGGAAACUUGUUAAUGAUCCCACGUCGAAUUUAAAAACUAAAGGGGAUCAAACUUUUACUGUUCGGGCUCCUGGGCUGUGGAACAACCUGUCUGAGGAUCUCAGAUGAGCUAAAAAUCUCUGUUAUUAUCAUUAAAGUUUUUCUGAGGAGGUUUUCCACAUUAGCAUGUUAAUGUUUUUUUAUGAUACACAAAAGCAAAGAAGACCACCAGCAACAAGAUCAACAAGUACAACCCGGUUUUUAGAAUUUUCAUAUUAAAUACUCACAAUUAAUGUUAUAUUCGACAGGAUAAGAUGUUUUUUGUCAGAGGACUUUCAGAACUUCACCAAAUCAAAUAAAUGUUUUUAAUGUUUUUGAUUGUUGGAAUAAAAAUCAAAGGCCCAAACAAUAACAGAACAAACUGUGCAGGAGAUUACUGAAGCAGGACUUCGAGUUGGUCUUUAUGGACUCUUGUUUGCCCACAGUGCUCCUGCUGGGACUGCCCCUGCAGCUUUCAGCCUCCUGAGUGCGACUCCUGCCACUGCCUCUGCUUCGAGAUCAGGAUCAAGUGAGAGAAGAAGAUGGAGGUGCCCCGGUACCUUAGGAAUGGCCCAUCACCAACAACAGAGACACAAAGCUGCUAAUGAACAGUUCAUGUCAGGGUCGACGUGGCGAUCCUGUUACAUCAGAGGAAAACUGAAAACUGUUCUGUUCCUGUCAUCUGGCUCUACUGGAGUGACUGAUAAACUGAGCAUGUAGCUCUGCAUCACACCAUCACUACUUACUGUGAUCGGACACAUUUCCUAAACAGUUCAGUGAGUCAUGGCCGACAUGAAUAACACCAUCUUAUAUAAGUAUAAAAACGUACAAUAACAAAGUAAACUACUUUUAAUUAAUUUAUUUUUUAUACUGUAUUUUUAUUCAAAACAAAAACCAUCUGUGUUGAAACUUUUGUACCUCAAGAAGAGACACUGAAAAGUGGUCCACUUCAGUCACAUGAUAUAAAAGUGUGAAAACGCAGUGUUCUGCAGCUCUGCAGUCAAAGUCAACAGAAAUCUAAACUUUCCUUCAGGACUCAGGACAAGAAAUAUGUGCAUGUGCUGUAUAUCAUAGUCAUUGUUUCUAUAGCCUAGUAACAUUUCUGACUGUGUUGCAUUACAAUAGGUGGACAAGCAGAAGGUUAGAAGUCGCCACAGAAAGUUAAAGGUAGCUGCAUUUACUUUUAAAAUGUGGAUAGGUGAUGGAGAAGUCUUUAACUUGUUAGUUAUUCAUCCUCUAGAACAGUGGUUCUCAAGUCCAGUCCUCGAGUCCCCACUGUCCUGCAUGUUUUGGAUGUUUCCCUGCUCCAACACACCUGAUUCAAAUGAUCAGCUCGUUAUCAAGCUCUGUAAUGUCUUAAUAACGAGCUCAUCAUUUGAAUCAGGUGUGUUGGAGCAGGGAAACAUCCAAAACAUGCAGGACAGUGGGCCUCGAGGACUGGACUUGAGAACCACUAUCCUAGAGUGCGCAAGUGUGUGCACAUGCUCAUAAGAAUACAAUACAAGCACUUCCACACAACUUAAAACCAGAUUUAUCUUAAUCCCCAGACGUUACCAACCAGGACAACAACCACUGAUAUUGAUUGUUCCAUUGGGUUUACAGUGACAGAGUGUGGUCAUGUGAUCCAGCAGGAAAUAACAAGUAAAUCAAUAUACAGAGCCUUUCUUUUGCUGCUUUUGAACACAUGUGAAUGCUACUUAAUGAUCCUGUCUGAUACUUGGUUUUGACUGUUUUAAUUACUUUAAGAUAACUUAACGAGAGAGUGAUAAUGAUUGGCAGUAGAUAUUCUGUGGUUAGAGUUUUAUCACUUCAUAGCCAUGCAAUAAUGAACCAGCAGCCAUGGAUGAUUAUUAUUAUUGUUUCUGGCCACAAGUUCAUGUCUCAUGACAACUUUUUUCUUUGUUUUUGAUUCUUUUUUAUGCUCUUUAUGAAACACUAUCUGAUUUAACCUUUGCCAAAAUAGCAUUAAGUACAUAAGCUGCACAAACCUCGAAGUUUUCAUUUCUGUCAGGGUGGUGUGCAGGUGUGGUUGAACUCCUGUACCACCUGGUUUUGUUGACCUCUGUCUUUUGGGGUUGAAGUGCCUUCUUUUUCCUCCUCUUUAUGUUUAUGUAAAGGAUGCAGCUUCUGAGCUCACAAUAAAAUCUAUGAAAACACCGCACAUUUCAGUUCAAUGUGUAAAAAGAAGGUUCUGCAGCUCAUAGUAGUUUUCCAUCAAACCACUAGGAGGCAAUAGUGCAGCUGUUUUGUAUUUACUUGUAGAAGUUUGAACAACAUUUGCUGGCUGGAGUGAGUUCUUCACACAUGUGGUUUACAUUCAGUUCAUAGUUUUUACACCUUUGAUGCGAAACUGUGUUUUUGAAAAUUUGUAUUAAACUCUAAGUAAAUAAUUCAUUGUAUUUUUAAUUAUAUUAAAUACUUGGAAGAGUUA
Molecule: messenger RNA, 6231 nt
Organism: Xyrichtys novacula (pearly razorfish)
Lineage: Eukaryota; Metazoa; Chordata; Actinopteri; Labriformes; Labridae
Source: the annotation of a GenBank genome assembly